This is a messenger RNA of Microthlaspi erraticum, 1047 nucleotides long. NCBI's taxonomy places the organism in Eukaryota, Viridiplantae, Streptophyta, Magnoliopsida, Brassicales, Brassicaceae. The record is from the annotation of a GenBank genome assembly.
AUGGCUGCUUAUCUUCUUCUUCUCUCCGUGAUUGGAACUCUCUUUGCUCUCUCCUCUCUUGUUUCAUCCGAUCAAGUGAUUGUUGUGGGAGAAUCGAAGGGAGAAACGAAAGAGAUUCGGUUCAGUCCUAGUUUAGAGGUUAAGGCUUCUCCUGGAUUGAAGCCAUCGAUAACUACAUUGUGUGAGAGGAUACACAUUCAAGGCAUUGCACGGUUUGAGCAUAUGCAUAAGUAUGCAAAUGCUCUCAAGUUGACACUUACGGCCUCUUCAGCAGAAGAUGAUAUACAUGUUUGCUUUCAUAGGAAUGUGACACGUGCAGUUGGAAUGUGUCCAGUUUAUUUUUGGAAGAAAGUCUCUAAUGGUUUGUGGAUUGGUGUAAUGUCCCCAUUCGACCAAAAAAUCGUUGAUAUAAGAGCAGCUAGGUCCACAGUUGUCGCCUUUGAAGUUUCCAUUGUGGAAGAGUGGUUCGUGUUUCGUAUAGCAUGCUUGCUCAUUGGAACCCUUCUAGUGAGCUCAUCUUCUACACUGAGCAGGUCUUUAGCGUUUUACAACGUUGUUACCUUCUCUGUCGGUUAUCUACUCAUUGCCCUGCUUCUCCUAAAUUUGCUAUUCAGUCAUCUACCUUCUGGACGAACUCCUUCAGGAUUGUUCAUCCAUUCAUCCUUGGUUGCUUUUGUUGGUGUUGUUGUUUACCAUUCAUCGGCUUUACAUCUAUUUAUGUUAAGAUCGAUGGGGAUUGAUAAAGAAUUGGAAAUGAUGCUAAAAGUCAUUUUGCUCUGGUAUGCAUAUCUGACUGGGACACUCCUCGCAAUUAUUAGUAUGCGGAGACUUCUUAUCAAUGAAGAUAUGUCAAUUGACAUUCAAAAGUCCAACUUUCUUUCUUGGUCUUUUUUAAUCAUCGGUUGUCUUCUGAUUCUUCAGAGCUCCGUUGAUUAUCUUCUUGCUGGAGGAACAUUGAUUACCGUGAUUCUUGUGUCAAAGUUGGAAUCGACAGGUGGCGAGAAUGAGCAUUGUCUCCGUGUCAUGGGUGUGUCCACAAUGCAAUGA